AUGUUGAGCAGCAAAAACCCAAAAUCAGAAUCCGGAAAGCAGCAGCUGCUCUCUAAAAUACUGAGAGCUUCGGUUUCGGAAAAGCUUAAGGACUUACUUGGAGAAAUCCCAGAACUAAAUGAAGAAGAAGAUAAUAAUGAUGUCAUCCAAGACCUAUCUGAGUAUGUAACUCUGCUUAUUGCUAAUGGGAAGACACAAAAUCAAGCAAAAAUUCAGUUGGAGCCAUUUCUUGGUGAUGCCAAUACUGCCCUUUUUGUUUCUUGGCUCUGGGAAUUUCUUUCCAAAAAUUAUAUGAAUCCGAAUGCAUCAUCAGAUCUUGAAAAUGCUACUGGUGAUGGUAAUGCUACUGGCAAGAAGCAGGCAAGCAAGAGUAGUCUUAUAAAGCCUUCAGAUGAUUCUAAGCAACUUUCCGAAGGUGUCGAGUACUGCCCGGAUGACGACGACUUAUCUUCGGAGUCUUUGGAGGAGGGAGAGCUGCCAAGAACUCACCAUGAAUCUAUCAAAGAGUUUGAAGAGUCGGAAAUUGGUUAUGGGGAGUCCUUAAAGUGCACAUCUUCUAGAGUGGAGGCAUGUAGUGGAGAUUUGGUUGUUGGUGGUGAAGAAAGCACCCCGCACAAGAAGGUUUAUACAAGAAGCCUUCGGUGUAAGAAACUUGAUGUGGCUAAUGUUGCUGGGAGGAGGCUUUUCACUAGGGCAGCAGCUGAUGCAAUACUUCAUCAGCGUGCAAGGGUGCAUGGUAACGUGUGGGACAGACUGGGAAAGCUACCUGAAGGUGGAAAUUGUGCAAAUGCUGACAUGAAAGGCGUUGAAAAGAUCAAAGAGGAAGUAUUUAAAUGUUAUGGAGAAAGUACCGAACGAAAUCAUUCAACACGUUCUCUUCAUGGUCGUAAAUUCUGUGGAAGAUUGUCAGAAAUUAAUUUUGACAUCAAGACUGGAGCGAGUAAAGAUGGUCACAAGAGACAAUUCAGUGAUAUAAAUUCUCAUCAAUCUGGUGUUUCCUAUUCUAUGGAUGGGGAAGAAGCAUUUAUUAAAAAGGUGAGAAGAUUGUUGCCUGAAGAAGAUAAUGGUGUGCUGGGUGAGAAUAGUGUUUCUUCAGGAGCUGAAACACCGAAAAGCCAAAAAAUGGGUAAUGCAUCUAGCUCUAAUGCUUCGACUAGUUCAAAGUUAAAGAAAAUGCCCAAAGAAAGAUUGACUGGGGAGAUUUUGGAGUCUCCUGUGACUGCAGUUUCAUAUAGUACUCCUGUGACUGAAAAACCUUCUUGUAAGGACAAUAGCAAUGCAACUGCCAAUCUCAAGCCCGUGCACAAUCAACUGAUGGAUAUGAAACUAAGACUGGAGCAUCUUGAAACGGAAAUUGUUAAGCUCCAAUCGAAGAACGUAGAGAAAAAAGAACAAAGUUCAUCUAAAUCUGGUAAGAGAACUUUAUGCAAGCAACCUAUAUCAAUCAGUUCCAUUUAUCAUCUUGAGGGGGAUGAAUCAAGAACUGUAGUCGUGAAAAAUGUGCAUAUUGCAGCAACUAGAGAAGCCCUAAUAUCCUACUUUGCUAAGUGUGGAGCUGUCGAUAGAGUUAUUAAACUGACUGACACAGUUGGCAUUAAACAAAAAGCGUAUGCCUAUGUUACUUUUACUAGCAAGCACUCGGCAGACAAAGCACUGGCAUUGAGUGGGGAAUCUUUCUUUUCCCAGAUCAUAUGGGUUGCAAUAAGCAACUUCAGUCUUCAGGUGUACGGAUUGUUAGAAAGUAAUCGUCUUUAG
Molecule: messenger RNA, 1755 nt
Organism: Populus nigra (black poplar)
Lineage: Eukaryota; Viridiplantae; Streptophyta; Magnoliopsida; Malpighiales; Salicaceae
Exons: 10
Coding region: 1-1755 (584 amino acids)
Biological process (GO): regulation of mRNA stability
Cellular component (GO): nucleus; cytoplasm
Molecular function (GO): poly(A) binding
Source: RefSeq, a predicted model, not a curated record